AUGGCCUCGGCCAACAUCCAGGCUCCGAACGACCAGCCUGAGCCAGCAGACUUCAAGCCUCGCAACAACCCUGCGUUCAUCCUUCAUGGGAAGCUCAGUACGAGCUUCGGAGAGCUGCCUGUACCAAGCGUCGGUCCCGAUGAGGUCUUGGUGGAAGUCAAGAAGACCGGUAUCUGCGGCUCGGACGUCCACUUCUACAACACCGGCAAGAUGGGUCUCGUCUCCUGCACCGGCGACAUGUGCCUCGGCCACGAGUCGUCCGGCUAUAUCGCCCAGCUCGGUUCCAACCUCGCCGCUAUGGCGCGCAAGGCCGAUUCCGAGAAGGGGUCUGCAAAAGGACCCGCAAAGCAGGUCUUGAGGGUAGGAGACAAGGUGACGCUCGAGCCGGGAGUGACUUGCCGUAUGUGCCCGGACUGCAGGGGUGGACGAUAUCAGAUCUGCGAGCAUAUGGCCUUUGCUGCGUAUCCUCCUUUCGACGGUACCCUCCAGCGAUACUACAAGCUCCCCGCGGACCUGGUGUACCCCCUUCCCGACUCGGUCGAUCUCGUGUAUGGAGCCAUGAUGGAGCCGCUCUCCGUCGCUGUGCACGGUAUCGCCAACGUCGGCAAGCUGCGCACAAGCGAGAACGUCCUCAUCUUCGGCGCAGGACCCGUCGGGCUGCUUGCCAUGGGCGUGGCGAAGGGUUUGGGAGCCGGAAGGAUCAUUGCGGUGGAUAUCAACCAGGAGAGGUUGAAAUUUGCCAAGACUUACGCCGCGACGGACAUCUACACACCGAUCAAGCAAAAUGCCGACGAGUCCAGGCCGGACUACUCUCUUCGAGCGGCGAAGGAUCUGCUCUCUUCGCUCGGUGUCCCCGUCAGAGGACCAGGGUCGAUCGACUUGGUCAUGGAUGCCACAGGCGCCGAAGUCUGCAUUCAAAUGGGUAUCAACGCAGUCAGGCCAGGUGGUGUAUGCGUUCAAACUGGGUUCGGACCGCCCGACAUCACCAUCCCCAUGUUCCGCUUAACGACGGAUGAGAUCCAGCUCAAGGGAUGCUGGCGGUAUGGGCCGGGUGACUAUCCACUUGCGAUCGAUCUGGUCGCCAGGGGUCUGGUGGAUCUGAAGCCGCUCCUCACGCACGAAUUCAAGUUUGAGGAUGCGCUCGAGGCGUUUGAAGUGACCAAGGCGGGCAAGUCGGCGGAUGGGAAGACUGUCAUCAAGGCUGUCAUUUCUGGACCGGAGUAG
Molecule: messenger RNA, 1224 nt
Organism: Dioszegia hungarica
Lineage: Eukaryota; Fungi; Basidiomycota; Tremellomycetes; Tremellales; Bulleribasidiaceae
Product: chaperonin 10-like protein
Exons: 9
Coding region: 1-1224 (407 amino acids)
Biological process (GO): D-sorbitol catabolic process
Molecular function (GO): L-iditol 2-dehydrogenase (NAD+) activity
Source: RefSeq, a predicted model, not a curated record